AUGUUUAAUGAGAGAAAUUCGAUCCAUAGUGUACAACACCAACACAGAAGAGACCAAGAAUGUUUCCAAGGAAAUAUAGUGUACAGAAAUGACGAAUUCAACGGGGAAACAUAUACUGCUUUAAUACGGAGGCAAAGAAGUGUAUGGCACAAUUCUGUUUCAAAACAACACGCACGUGUGGGGCAAUACGGUCAAGAUAGUUGGUUUGACGAAUUUAUCCAGCACUACCAGAAGAAAACCGCCAAUUAUGUAAUACAUGAGACAAGGAAUAAGAGAUCAACACCAGAAUGCCAUAAGGCGAAACACAAAGUGGAUAUGCACCAAUCGUCUGUACUUAGAAAAAGAGCAAUAAAUACAGAACUGGCGAUACCGUGUUUCAAAGCAGAAAAUAUGGGAACGUCCCCAUACAUGAGAGAUAUGGACAGAAUUUUCUUGGACUGUCCAAAGAAGAAAGAAACUAUUCAGUAUACAACGGGAGGGUUUAAAAGAGACCUAUAUGAAGCCAUAGACAGGGAGUCACACAAAGACGCUCACGACGAAGAUAAUGACGUAGUGAAAGAAGACGACCUCCCCGGGAGAAAUAUACCACGGAGACAUGAACGUUACAUUGGAACUGAUACUCAUACCACUCCGCUAAAUGGCUUCGACCGAAGAAAAAUUUCAUAG
This is a messenger RNA of Plasmodium inui San Antonio 1, 666 nucleotides long. RefSeq lists its product as hypothetical. NCBI's taxonomy places the organism in Eukaryota, Apicomplexa, Aconoidasida, Haemosporida, Plasmodiidae. The record is from RefSeq and is a predicted model, not a curated record. Bases 1 to 666 code for a protein of 221 amino acids. The transcript is spliced from 2 exons.